Orycteropus afer afer is the source of this 1842-nucleotide messenger RNA. NCBI's taxonomy places the organism in Eukaryota, Metazoa, Chordata, Mammalia, Tubulidentata, Orycteropodidae. The record is from RefSeq and is a predicted model, not a curated record.
AUGGCGGCUGUCGAAGCUUCUGCGGAGCCGGUAACUGUAGUGGCGGCCGUUGGGCCAAAGGCGAAAGACCAAGAGGAGGAGGACGAGGAGUCGCUGCCACCGUGCGAGACGGUGCGCUGGGCCCCAGUGGGAGCGGUGGCGGAGGCUGGGCCUGGGGCAGGUACGUUCUCGGAAGAGGCGUCGGCCGAGGAGUCCGGUGUGGCCCCGGCCUCUCCGCCGGACUCGCCAGGUCGGACGCUACGGCGGCUUCGGGCCGAGCGGCGGCGGCUGGACUCGGCUCUGCUGGCACUGUCUUCGCACUUCGCGCAGGUGCAGUUCCGCCUGCGCCAGGUGGUACGCGGGUCGCCGGCGGAACAGCAGCGUCUCUUGCGCGAACUCGAGGACUUCGCCUUCCGCGGCUGCCCUCAUGUCCUGGGUUACGGGGACCACGAGGACCCUGCCAGCGAGGAGGGCGACGGUUUGCCGGGGGACCGACAACGGUUGUGGGGGAAGGACCAGAGUGAGCAGGAGAAACGGGAGCGUCUGGAAACCCAAAGGGAGAAGCAGAGGGAGCUGAUAGUACAGCUCAAAACCCAGCUAGAUGACCUGGAGACUUUUGCCUACCAAGAGGGCAGUUACGACUCCCUGCCACAAUCUGUGGUCUUGGAAAGACAGCGGGUGAUCAUAGAUGAGUUAAUAAAGAAACUGGACAUGAACCUGAAUGAGGACAUUAGCUCACUGACCACUGAAGAACUCCGUCAGCGUGUGGAUGCAGCUGUGGCUCAGAUCGUCAACCCAGUCCGUGUGAAAGAACAGUUGGUUGAGCAACUGAAGACCCAGAUCAGAGACCUUGAGAUGUUCAUCAGCUUCAUCCAAGAUGAAGUGGGAAGCCCCUUGCAGACAGGUGAUGGGCACUGUGAGUGCAAGGCCAAUGGGAAGACAGGAAGUGCAUCCACAACAACAGGUAGCAGCAGACUGCCUCCAGGAAAUGGCAAAGUGAAGCCAGAAGACGUGAAGAGAGUUCAUGAGAUGGGGCUGCAUCUGAUGCGACGAGCGCUGGCCGUGCUCCAGAUCUUUGCUGUCAGUCAGUUUGGUUGUGCCACGGGCCAGAUUCCACAGACCCUAUGGCACAGGGGCCAGGCUGACAGAGACUACUCUCCUUUACUGAAGAGGCUGGAGAUAGCAGUAGACCGAGUGAAACAGCUGGCCUUGAGGCACCAGCCACACGACCGUGUCAUCACUUCUGCCAACCUCCAGGACCUCUCUCUGGGAGGCAAGGAUGAACUGACCAUGGCUGUGCGAAAGGAGCUGACAGUGGCUGUGAGGGACCUGCUGGCCCAUGGGCUGUAUGCUUCCUCUCCAGGCAUGAGCCUUGUCAUGGCCCCCAUAGCUUGUUUGCUGCCAACCUUCUCCUCAGCCCCUGAGACCAUGCAUCCCUGGGAGCUCUUUGUAAAGUACUACCACACUAAGAACGGCCGUGCUUAUGUGGAAUCUCCAGCCCGGAAGCUCUCCCAGUCCUUUGCCCUGCCUGUGAUGGGGGGAGCCGUUAUGACCCCCAAACAGAGCCUACUGACAGCCAUACACAUGGUGCUGACGGAGCAUGACCCUUUUAAGCGCAGCGCAGACUCAGAGCUAAAGGCCUUGGUGUGCAUGGCACUGAAUGAGCAGCGUUUGGUGUCCUGGGUGAACCUCAUCUGCAAGUCAGGGUCACUCAUCGAGCCCCACUACCAGCCCUGGAGCUACAUGGCACACACAGGCUUCGAGAGUGCUCUCAACCUGCUCAGUCGCCUCAGCGGCCUCAAGUUCAGCCUCCCUGUAGACCUGGCUGUGCGCCAGCUCAAGAACAUCAAAGAUGCCUUUUGA